CCUCAAACCUUCCAGCUGUACCUACUGGCUCGUAUCAGCUCAAAAGUACCGAUCCGGAAGAAGACGCCCCGAAUUGUGUUGUUGGAGCCGGCCAAAACGCCUCGUGGUCUUGCCAUGCUGGAUUUUCAGCCUUGAAAUGACGGUACGACAAAGAAUCGAGACUGUGCCAGACGUUUCUCUAGCAUUACUCGAUGAGACAGACGCAGGAAACACUUACGGGCUGCAACCUCCGACGCUACCUAGCCUCUCGGAAGACUUGAUUCAACUUACUCUCGUAGAUGACCUCGAUGAUCCAAAUUUAGGUCCUGCACAUCACUUUCAGACCACGUAUGAUAAAGUCGUUAUCCUACGAGCCGACGAGUUUGUUUCUCAUAGAAGUGGCAAGAGGUCAUUCACACGAGGUGUGAGUAAGGGAAAACAAAUCGUGGCAGGAGACAUGCCGUGGUUCUGUCACUGGGAUGGUACGCUGAUUGAAGGAUACCUCUACGUUACAUCGAACAGCAGCCAACUCGCGACUCCAACAUCAUCCUCGUCAAUCGCGCUUCCGUCCCCGUCCAGUUUGGAAGAGGCAGUACCUAAUACGCCUUUUGCCACAAAGAUCGAAGAGCGCCGGUUGCCUGUGAAUACGGCCCCAGGUUAUUGUCAGCAGAUGCAGAUGUUGGACAGUGGGGAUAUCUUGCCUGCGGUAGACGAUGAUGGAAAUACGAUAGUCGUCAACUUGAAAGAGAAGGAUCCUACAAUGGAAAAUUUCCACCCUGGGUCGGCGAGGCGAAAGAAGUCACGGAAGAGCAAGAGAGCGGAUCCGGAGAAUAGCUGUCAUUGCCAGUGGACGUGGUAGACGUACAGUACCUGGUCAAGAGUUUGGAUACAACUGCUCACCAACGUAUGAGGUGUCCUG
Molecule: messenger RNA, 898 nt
Organism: Mytilinidion resinicola
Lineage: Eukaryota; Fungi; Ascomycota; Dothideomycetes; Mytilinidiales; Mytilinidiaceae
Exons: 1
Coding region: 137-838 (233 amino acids)
Source: RefSeq, a predicted model, not a curated record